UCGCUGCAGUUUUGUUACCGAGGCUGCUUGAAAGUGUAAGGUAAAACCUUCGUCUCCUCCCAGUUUUCUCCUAUUUUGUCUCUUUCUCUUUAACAGACCCUGAGGCUCAGUCCAGCGUCGGGUAACAGUAGAAACAGCCACCACAGGACGGUCUGGGCCGAGUGUUGUCCCUAUGGAGAGCACCCCGUCCUGGACCAGUGGUCCCAUUGAUGAAGGGCCAUACCGAGAGCGCUCCGUCGACCCCGUAGAGAUUGAGAUCCAGCACUUCGGAGUGAGACCCAAAGUCAACAAGGAUGCCAACGACAAUACGACUGGGCCGGAGACGAUAAGCUUUCUCCACUCCAAAGAGGAGCCCGUCUCGGGGACGUGUAUGUGCGGACCUUGCGCUUCUGUGAGUAGCUGCAGGAAGCUCUUUUGUAGCGUUUUGACUUGUGGACUGUACCGCGUGUGCCGGCGCUUGCCUUGUCUCGUUUCGAGCGAAAGCUCAGCUCCCAAAGCGCCGGUGGAGAACCAGUCAAGACCUCCACAGGCUGAGAACGGCUUCUAUUCCGACAUCCGCAUUGGUGGCGUCAAAGUGGACACGUCCGUCAUUGAUGAAGAUCACGAGUCAUUUUCCACUUCCAAAAUCACGAUGGACAGUCCGAUUUACUUCAGUAGCUUACCGGAGGAUGACUUAAUCUGCGGCAGCGGGAUGGAAGACGUGGACAAACUCAUCACCCGGAAGCUCAUGGAGGUCUUCUCUGAGUUUGAGAUCAACGAGCUGGCCAAGUGCACCACGGACUCCAUGUUCCUGCGGCGCUCCCGGGAGAUCAGUCAGCUGAUCUCGGAUAUCGUGGAGGAGCACAACAUGGAGGAGCAGGAGGCCGAGUGCCGGCUGGUGCGAGAGAUCAUUCGCAUUAGCACACGCAAGAGUAAGAAGAAGCCGCAGGUCAGGCCGCAGGAGCUGCAGCGGGACAGCGGCAAUGACACCUGGAACAGCAAGAGGAACAGCCAGAAGAGCAGCUUCAAUUCCAUGAGCGAUGGAAAGUUGCAGAUUUCAAUGGAGCGGUCAGAUGACAUUGAAGCCAGGAAGUUACGCAACAACAGUAGCCAGUCUUUCUCUCCAAGUUUGCAGGAAACUGGUGUGCCGAUCACGUCGAAUGCUCCUUUACUCCCCAGCAGCAGCAUACGAGCGUGAGAGUGUCCCGUGCAUCAUUUAAAUUUCCACACCUCCAUAAACGAUGAAUAAUUUGUCUCUGUGAGGAAUAUGUCCUCUGGCUUGGAGUCAGUGGCUGAUUUUGAAGUAUGCCCCUAAAAAUUGUGAUUUCAUGGGUAGUUUAUUUGAACAUAUCUGAAAUGGUAGGAGUAUUUAUGCUUCUCAUUUUCAUAAUUUCUUGAGAUGGAUGUGUGAUGUAUGCCGUAAGCCGACAAAUGACUCGCUGAGAAUGAAGAAUUCAGAACUCAGAAACAGUCUGACCUCUUUAUUGCCAGCAGGAUGCAC
Molecule: messenger RNA, 1480 nt
Organism: Sinocyclocheilus grahami
Lineage: Eukaryota; Metazoa; Chordata; Actinopteri; Cypriniformes; Cyprinidae
Product: keratinocyte differentiation factor 1-like
Exons: 3
Coding region: 173-1177 (334 amino acids)
Biological process (GO): keratinocyte development; regulation of epidermal cell division
Cellular component (GO): cell junction
Source: RefSeq, a predicted model, not a curated record